Molecule: messenger RNA, 2054 nt
Organism: Equus quagga
Lineage: Eukaryota; Metazoa; Chordata; Mammalia; Perissodactyla; Equidae
Gene: THAP11
Product: THAP domain containing 11
Exons: 1
Coding region: 398-1339 (313 amino acids)
Biological process (GO): regulation of transcription by RNA polymerase II
Cellular component (GO): nucleoplasm
Molecular function (GO): RNA polymerase II cis-regulatory region sequence-specific DNA binding
Source: RefSeq, a predicted model, not a curated record
UGAGCCAGGUGGGAAGAAGAAUCUGCUCUGCGUUGGCCGUCGCAGUGCCCUGGAAAACGGCCGGAAUAAGCACACCCCCGCUCCGGAAGUGAGCGUCUUCUAGCGCGGUGCAUUGUGGGGGGCGUAGUCCUCCUUUCCAGGCGGUCCUUCGCGGCGUCCCCGGGGCCGACUCCCGAGCGCAGGCGGGCGGCCGGGCGGGCAGCGCAGCGCGGGCCGGCGGGAAGCGUAUUCUGGGCACGGGGCGCAGGGCCAGGCCGGCCGCGCCGGGUGGCAGUAGUGGGAGGCCGCUGAAGGCCUCGCGCGGCGCCGCCCGUCGAGGGGCGGGCGGCGGCAGGCCGACUGGGCCGUCGAAGGGCUCAGGAGGCCGGUGGGCCGGGCCGGGCCGCGCGGCGCAGCCAUGCCUGGGUUUACGUGCUGCGUGCCGGGCUGCUACAACAAUUCGCACCGGGACAAGGCGCUGCACUUCUACACGUUUCCCAAGGACGCUGAGCUGCGGCGCCUUUGGCUCAAGAACGUGUCCCGUGCCGGCGUCAGUGGGUGCUUCUCCACCUUCCAGCCCACCACGGGCCACCGUCUCUGCAGCGUACACUUCCAGGGCGGCCGCAAGACCUACACGGUGCGCGUCCCCACCAUCUUCCCGCUGCGCGGCGUCAACGAGCGCAAAGUAGCACGCAGACCCGCGGGGGCCGCAGCCGCCCGCCGCAGGCAGCAGCAGCAGCAGCAGCAGCAACAACAACAACAACAACAGCAGCAGCAGCAGCAGCAGCCGCAGCCGCAGCAGCAGCAGCAGUCGUCGCCGUCCGCCUCCACUGCCCAGACCGCCCAGCUGCAGCCGAACCUGGUGUCUGCCUCUGCGGCUGUGCUCCUCACCCUUCAAGCCGCUGUAGACAGUAGCCAGCCUCCAGGAUCCGUGCCGCCGGCGCCCACCACUCCCACUGGAGAAGACGUGAAACCCAUCGACCUGACGGUGCAAGUGGAGUUCGCGGCCGCAGAGGGCGCAGCCGCCGCAGCUGCCGCGUCGGAGUUGGAGGCUGCUACGGCAGGGUUGGAGGCCGCCGAAUGCCCUAUGGGCCCCCAGUUGGUGGUGGUGGGAGAAGAGGGCUUCCCCGAUACUGGUUCCGACCACUCGUACUCAUUGUCGUCAGGCACCACAGAGGAGGAGCUCCUGCGCAAGCUGAAUGAGCAACGGGACAUCCUGGCGCUGAUGGAGGUGAAGAUGAAGGAGAUGAAGGGCAGCAUCCGCCACCUGCGUCUCACCGAGGCCAAGCUACGCGAAGAACUCCGCGAGAAGGAUCGGCUGCUGGCCAUGGCUGUCAUCCGCAAGAAGCACGGAAUGUGAACGGGUCCCCCUGCGGCCUGUGGGACCCCCGGACCCCUGCCAGCCUUAGAGGAUCUCAGGCUGCUGCUGUUGAACUCCCCCAUACUCCAGGGGCAUUGGUGGAUAGUACUGAGGCUUAGGGCAGCUGGACUCUUUUGCUGGUUACCUGGCACCCUCUCUUGUUUCCUCCUGAAGCAAGAUCUUGAAGUCUGGGACCUCAGACUCUGCACUGGUGAUACCAGCAAUUAUGACUUUGUCUAUCCCUCAACCGCACCCCCAGUUUAUGUUGCAGGUUCUGGUUAAGCAGAGGCUUCAGAACCACUGAACUUGAAACUUACCCCCUAAGGAUGCAGGUGGGAUGCCCAAGGACUGUGGGUUUGGGAAGACAACACCUUGAGGUUGGCCAGCAAUCAGAGACAACUCUUCUGUGCGUAGUGAUAAGAGCUCCAAGUAACAUCAGUUCUCCUAUUCAUGCUUUUCCUUCCCAGGUGCAGCCUGUGAUUCUGAUGGGGACUGGCAGAUCUAUGUCUCUGUCUCCUAGGACCUCCCUCCCCAAGAGGCCAUCUACUAAGGGAUCUAGGUGACCUGCUGAUGGAGAUCCAGCUUGCCAGGGACUUAGGUUUAUCCUGUUUUGUUUGCUACUGGUUACAAAUUCUAUUUUCUGUACAAUUAGUCAGACUAAAGUUUUCACUGUGUUUGUUUGGCAAAACGAAUUAAACAGAAAGUAAGGUUUUUA